GGCAGAGGGGUUUGUGUUGGGUGUUGUGACUUCAAGAGAAAUAUCUAAUACGUGGGAGAAGGGAGAGGAUAAUAAUAAAAGAAAUAUAUAAGAUUUAAAAAAAAGGUUCAAGUCAAAAUUUGAGAGAAGAACAAGAAGGGAAAGCAAAUUUGAAAAAUUAAUUGAAGACUUCAUGGGAGAUGAGCUAACAUGUUGGAGCUAGGCUUUGGAUUUAUGGUGUAAUGAAAGGAAAAUCUUGUUCAAGUGUUUAAAGCAGAGGAAUGAAGGUGUUUUGGAUUAGGAGUCGUCAUUUAGUCAAAACAAGAGUGAUGCUAUUUGCAUUGUUGUUUGGGAUUUGGAUGCCUUUGGGAGUCAUUGGUGUCCCUAAAAACAUUACCACUUCUUCAAAUCCAACGGUGUUGAAUGUUGGAGUUCUCUUCACUUUCGAUUCGGUUAUUGGAAGGUCUGCACAGCCAGCGAUUUUAGCUGCCAUGGAUGACAUCAAUGCUGAUAACGACAUUCUUCAAGGAACAAAGCUAAACUUGAUCCUACACGACACGAACUGCAGCGGAUUUCUUGGAACUGUGGAAGCCUUGCAGUUGAUGCAGGAUGAAGUGGUUGCUGCUAUUGGGCCACAAUCUUCGGGCAUCGCUCAUGUCAUUUCCCAUGUUAUUAAUGAACUCCAUAUUCCACUUCUAUCAUUUGGAGCUACAGAUCCUGCUUUAUCUGCACAGGAAUACCAAUAUUUCGUUCGAACCACACAGAGUGAUUACUUCCAGAUGAAUGCAAUUGCUGAUAUAGUAGAUCAUUUUGGAUGGAGAGAGGUUGUUGCCAUUUUUGUAGAUGAUGAUAAUGGCAGGAGUGGGAUAUCUGCAUUGAGUGAUGCCUUGGCGAAGAAGCGAGCCAAAAUCUCAUAUAAGGCUGCUCUUCCUCCUGGAUCCCCCAAUAGCGCAAUAAGCGACUUGUUGGUUUCGAUCAACCUGAUGGAAUCUCGAGUUUACAUUGUACACGUCAACCCUGACAGUGGUUUAUCAGUAUUUUCAAUAGCUAAGAAACUUCAGAUGUUAGAUAGUGGCUAUGUUUGGAUCGCAACAGAUUGGCUUCCUUCUUUUCUUGAUUCUUUUGAAACAAAUAGUCCUGAUGUAAUGAAUCAGCUACAAGGUGUUGUUGCUCUUCGUCACCACACCCCUGAUGGCAAUCUGAAGAAAAACUUUAUCUCCAAAUGGAGGAAUCUAAAAUUCAAAAAGAGUCCAAACUUCAACUCUUAUGCACUCUAUGCAUACGACUCUGUUUGGUUAGCAGCUCGUGCUCUCGACACAUUCAUUAAAGAAGGUGGAAAUAUAUCCUUUUCCAAUGACCCGAAGUUACGUGAAAAUAAUGGAAGCAUGCUGCACUUAAAAUCCCUCCGUGUGUUUAAUGGCGGUGAACAACUUCUACAAACAAUUAAGAAAACGAACUUCACAGGUGUAAGUGGGCGAAUUCAAUUUGGUGAUGAUAGAAAUUUGAUUAAUCCAACUUAUGAUAUCCUCAACAUUGGGGGAACUGGUUCACGUAGAAUUGGUUACUGGUCAAAUUAUUCUGGUCUAUCAGCUAUUGCACCAGAAAAGUUGUAUACCAAGCCUCUUAAUGCUUCCCCAAAUAACCAUCUCUAUAGUGUCAUAUGGCCCGGUGAAAUAACGACCAUUCCUCGAGGAUGGGUGUUUCCACACAAUGGGAAACCAUUACAAAUUGUAGUACCUAACCGAGUGAGUUACAAAGCCUUUGUGUCUAAAGAUAACAAUCCUCUAGGUGUUAAAGGAUAUUGUAUAGAUGUGUUUGAAGCAGCCAUAAACUUGUUGUCUUAUCCAGUUCCUCACACAUAUAUAUUAUAUGGAGAUGGAAAGGACACUCCUGAGUAUAGCAAUCUUGUAUAUGAAGUUUCACAAAAUAAAUAUGAUGCGGCUGUUGGAGAUAUUACUAUUGUAACAAAUAGGACGAAGAUUGUAGACUUCACACAACCAUUUAUGGAAUCGGGACUUGUUGUAGUUACUGUCGUCAAAGGGGAGAAGUCUAGUCCAUGGGCUUUUCUCAGGCCAUUUACUAUUCAAAUGUGGGCUGUCACUGCUUUAUUCUUUAUUUUUGUUGGAGCCGUUGUCUGGAUUCUUGAGCAUCGGACUAACGAAGAGUUUCGUGGUCCACCGAGGCAACAACUAAUUACAAUAUUUUGGUUUAGUUUCUCGACAAUGUUCUUUUCUCAUAAGGAAAACACAGUAAGCACUCUCGGAAGAUUGGUGCUGAUAAUAUGGCUUUUUGUUGUGUUAAUUAUCAACUCAAGCUACACAGCUAGUUUGACGUCGAUUUUAACGGUGCAACAACUAACAUCGAAGAUUGAAGGGAUUGAUAGCUUAAUCUCUAGCAAAGAUGCCAUUGGAGUUCAGGAAGGGUCAUUUGCAUUGAAUUAUUUGACUGAUGAACUGAAUAUAGAAGGAUCUAGGAUCAUUAAACUGAAAAAUCAGGAUGAGUAUGAUGAUGCUCUUCGGCGUGGACCAGAAAAUGGUGGGGUCGCUGCCAUUGUUGACGAGCUUCCUUAUGUUGAACUUUUUCUGGCUGGUACCAAUUGCGUAUUCAAGACAGUUGGACAAGAGUUUACGAAAAGCGGAUGGGGAUUUGCGUUCCAAAGGGACUCUCCUCUCGCAGUUGAUUUAUCAACAGCGAUUCUUCAACUCUCAGAGAAUGGUGAUCUUCAAAAGAUCCAUGACAAAUGGCUCUCACGAUCUGAGUGUUCCCUGGGUUUGAACCAAGCCGACAUAAAUCAACUAUCACUGAGUAGCUUUUGGGGAUUGUUCUUAAUUUGUGGCAUUUCCUGCUUUAUUGCUCUUUUGAUAUUCUUCUUUCGAGUACUAUUCCAAUACCGAAGAUUUACCCCAGAAACUCAGCCUGAAGUCGAGCAAAUUGAACCUGUUAGAACGAGACGCCUUAGUCGUACAACCAGCUUCAUGCUUUUUGUAGAUAAAAAAGAAGCAGAAGUCAAAGACAAGCUUAAAAGAAAAUCAAGUGAUAACAAACAAGCUAGCCAGAGUUUAGAGGGCCACUCUAAUUCACCUCCAUGAUUUAGAGGUAACAUGUUUUAAAUUCCAUUUAUUUUAUAUUUAAUUUUCUAUUUCUAACAACACUAUCAUGUUACACUUUGUAGAAGUAUGUGCAUACUAAACUACUAUCCAUUGGGGUUAUUAGCUUAUCCGUAAUUUCUUCCUAUAUUUUCUACUAGGUAGCACUUGUUGAGCUUUUAAAUGAUUGUAUGAUCACACGUCUUCUUUUAUAUGUACUUCUGUUCUUUGCAGAAGCAAUAAUAUUGGAAAUAGGAGGUUUCGAUGUGUUGUUUAUAUUUGUACAUUGAAAAUUUUUAUAAAGAAGUGUGUUGAGUACUUCAAGUCAAGCCCACAUUAUAUGUUGUGUUUCGAGUCAUGUAGUUUGACAAUAAAUUUGGCACUCGAUAGGGAGCCUAUUUUUGUAACAUCUCAUCUUAUGCUUGGUAGGGUAGUUUAGGCGUAGGGUAGGGUGUGCCAAAAAUGAUAGGUGGGGAUCACUUCUUGUCGAGUAAUGUAUCCAUCGGUCAAUACAAUGAUUCUUUACUCUUUCUUUUUUGUUUUCUCGUUUUCUUGAAGUUCUUCGUGAAGGGAGUGGGUUACGAGGAGAGCUUGUUGUGCAUUGGAAAUUUGAAACUUAGCCUUUAGAAGGUGUUAUCGUUGAUGCACAUUAAACAAAUCAGCGAUACUUGUGUAAUGGCUAGCCUUGAUAGCGGUUCUCAUCGACAUAAAUAUAAUACCACUCUUAUCAUC
Cucumis melo (muskmelon) is the source of this 3797-nucleotide messenger RNA. RefSeq names its product glutamate receptor 3.4-like. The record is from RefSeq and is a predicted model, not a curated record. The coding region runs from base 261 to 3068 and encodes 935 amino acids. The transcript is spliced from 7 exons. Gene Ontology annotation, molecular function: glutamate-gated receptor activity; G protein-coupled receptor activity. NCBI's taxonomy places the organism in Eukaryota, Viridiplantae, Streptophyta, Magnoliopsida, Cucurbitales, Cucurbitaceae. Gene Ontology annotation, cellular component: plasma membrane. Gene Ontology annotation, biological process: G protein-coupled receptor signaling pathway.